GAUAUCAACUUUCCAGCCUAUCAAGAGCCUCUGUACAGCUUCUGGGUGGAACUGAAUGACAGCAUAGAUUAAUAAAUCUACCUAUCCACCUUCAGAGCACUGUUCUUUCAGACAAAUUGGAUGGUUAAAGUGCCAGCUGAAUUCUGAGCAAGCAUGUGGCUGUACCUGGCUGCCCUGGUGGGCCUUUACUUCCUUCGCCGAUGGUACCGGGAGAGACAGACUGUGGACAACCUGACAGAGAAAUAUGUCUUCAUCACUGGCUGUGACUCUGGCUUUGGGAAUCAGCUGGCCAGGCAGUUGGAUGCCCGGGGCCUGAGAGUGUUGGCAGCUUGUCUCACCUCAAAAGGGGCAGAACAACUGGAGAGGGUCUCAUCAGAGCGCUUGAGAACCACUAUUCUGGAUGUCAGCUGCAUGGAGAGUGUGGCGGCGGCAACCGAAUGGGUGAAAGGAUGUGUGGGGAACAAAGGACUCUGGGGCUUGGUAAACAAUGCAGGGAUCGGGCAUCCAGCGGUUCCUAAUGAGUGGAUGACUAAAGAGGACUUUGUGAAAGAGCUAAAUGUCAACCUGAUUGGUUUGAUUGAUGUGACACUGCAUAUGUUGCCCCUGGUGAAGAAGGCCAGGGGAAGGGUAGUCAACGUAGCCAGCAUCCUGGGCCGAAUAUCUUUUUAUGGAGGAGGAUACUGUCCGUCUAAAUAUGGAGUGGAAGCUUUUUCUGACUCCCUCAGGCGUGAGCUUCUCCCAUUCGGGGUGAAAAUAGCCAUAGUAGAACCGGGGUAUUUCAGAACAUCCAUGACCAAUACCCAGUCCUGUCUUGACAAUUUGGAGCAACUGUGGGUCAUCACCCCACAAGAAGUCAAAGAUAGUUAUGGCCAGACCUAUUUUGACAACCUUUACAAGACAUUAAAGGAGACACUCACAACUAAAUGCUGCACAGACCUCUUCUUAGUCACUGACUGCAUGGAGCAUGCCUUGAUAUCCCAUUAUCCCCGUACUCGCUAUUCUGGAGGCUGGGACGCCCAGUUCUUCUACAUUCCUCUCUCUUAUCUGCCCACAGCAUUAGUGGACUUGGUGCUCACAUGGUCGUGUCCAAAACCUGCUCAGGCUGUGUGAAGAAGGUCAGGGGCAGGCAGGGAGGCAUAAGAGUAGGAUUGCAACCUCCCUCACUGAACACCAAACACUCAUAUUUAAAUAUCACGAGGCAGAUUUGUGUCCAGUGCAGCCCAAGGUAGGGACAUCAAUUUAGGCUUCAUUGGAUGGCAAAGAUUCACAGCAGGGUUCAAAAUUAAAUUCUGAAACAAUUUGUAUUUUAUGAUCAUUUCUUUCCAGUAUUUCUUGCCACUGCCAGAAUGCCACAUAAUAAUCGACAAUUGUGCAUAUCACAUUAAAAUAUACUUCUUGUUUUCGUCUAAAAUA
Molecule: messenger RNA, 1413 nt
Organism: Hemicordylus capensis (graceful crag lizard)
Lineage: Eukaryota; Metazoa; Chordata; Lepidosauria; Squamata; Cordylidae
Product: 17-beta-hydroxysteroid dehydrogenase type 6-like
Exons: 5
Coding region: 154-1110 (318 amino acids)
Source: RefSeq, a predicted model, not a curated record